This is a messenger RNA of Lontra canadensis (Northern American river otter), 1415 nucleotides long. RefSeq names its product LIM homeobox 9 (gene LHX9). The transcript has 8 exons. Gene Ontology annotation, cellular component: nucleus. The record is from RefSeq and is a predicted model, not a curated record. The coding region runs from base 237 to 1403 and encodes 388 amino acids. Gene Ontology annotation, molecular function: RNA polymerase II transcription regulatory region sequence-specific DNA binding; DNA-binding transcription factor activity, RNA polymerase II-specific. NCBI's taxonomy places the organism in Eukaryota, Metazoa, Chordata, Mammalia, Carnivora, Mustelidae. Gene Ontology annotation, biological process: regulation of transcription by RNA polymerase II; neuron differentiation.
GUGCCCUCUGCCCACCCCUUCCUCCUCCUCCCCAUUUGGAAGCAUAAACUGAAAAUAAAAGACAGGUGGAAGGAGCUGCGGGUCAGAGAGGAACCCUCGGCAACACCUGGAGACCAGCCCGCACCUCUGGCCGCCGCCCCCCGCCCUCCCUUGCCGAGGACCGGGUUCUUGGGGAAAACGUCUGGACCUCAAGUACGGCCACCAUUACGGCGUGAUCAGCUCCUUUUGCUCUAAGAAUGCUGAACGGCACCACUCUAGAGGCAGCCAUGCUCUUCCACGGCAUCUCCGGAGGCCACAUCCAAGGCAUCAUGGAGGAGAUGGAGCGCAGAUCUAAGACCGAGGCCCGCCUGGCCAAAGGCGCUCAGCUCAACGGCCGCGAUGCGGUCAUGCCCCCGCUAAGCCCGGAGAAGCCAGCUCUGUGCGCCGGCUGUGGGGGCAAGAUCUCGGACAGGUACUACCUGCUGGCUGUGGACAAACAGUGGCACCUGAGGUGCCUGAAGUGCUGUGAAUGUAAGCUGGCCCUCGAGUCCGAGCUCACCUGCUUCGCCAAGGACGGUAGCAUUUACUGCAAGGAGGAUUACUACAGAAGGUUCUCUGUGCAGAGAUGUGCCCGCUGCCACCUUGGCAUCUCCGCCUCUGAGAUGGUCAUGCGCGCCCGAGACUCUGUCUAUCACCUGAGCUGUUUCACCUGCUCCACUUGCAACAAGACCCUGACCACCGGCGACCAUUUCGGCAUGAAGGACAGCCUGGUGUACUGCCGCGCCCACUUCGAGACCCUCUUGCAAGGGGAGUAUCCACCGCAGUUGAGCUACACCGAGCUGGCGGCCAAGAGCGGCGGCUUGGCCCUGCCUUACUUCAAUGGCACUGGCACGGUGCAGAAAGGGCGGCCCCGGAAGCGGAAGAGCCCAGCGCUGGGAGUGGACAUCGUCAAUUACAACUCAGGUUGUAAUGAGAACGAGGCAGACCACUUGGACCGGGAUCAGCAGCCUUACCCACCCUCUCAGAAGACCAAGCGCAUGAGAACCUCCUUCAAGCACCACCAGCUCCGGACCAUGAAAUCCUACUUUGCCAUCAACCACAACCCAGAUGCCAAGGAUCUCAAGCAGCUUGCUCAGAAAACAGGCCUCACCAAAAGAGUUUUGCAGGUUUGGUUCCAAAACGCACGAGCCAAAUUCAGAAGGAACCUUUUGCGGCAGGAGAAUGGGGGUGUUGAUAAAGCUGAUGGCACGUCGCUUCCGGCCCCGCCCUCAGCAGACAGCGGCGCUCUUACUCCACCCGGCACUGCGACCACUUUAACAGACCUGACCAAUCCCACUAUCUCUGUAGUGACAUCCGUGACCUCUAACAUGGACAGCCACGAAUCCGGAAGCCCCUCACAAACUACCUUAACGAACCUUUUCUAACAUUGGUUUUUU